Messenger RNA from Durio zibethinus, 967 nucleotides. RefSeq lists its product as uncharacterized. Gene Ontology annotation, cellular component: endoplasmic reticulum membrane. NCBI's taxonomy places the organism in Eukaryota, Viridiplantae, Streptophyta, Magnoliopsida, Malvales, Malvaceae. The record is from RefSeq and is a predicted model, not a curated record.
GAUAAGUCAGUUUGUGUUGGUUGUUGUUGUGAUAAUUAUCGGCUCACAUAAUUAAUCCAAAAACUUGAGAGCUUUCCAUUUUUUUAACAGAUAAAGAAAACUCGUCGGGGGGAUCUCUAGGUGUUCGCCUUUUAGAUUCCUAAAUAAAUCGUAUAACCAAAGAAGCCAAAGUCUUUGGAUUGAUAUAAAUCGACCAAAUCCAACAAUCAGGGUGGCUUGAGAAAACGAAAGUCUGAGGUUUGGUGGGUAUUGUAAAGAAAUGGCGAAUCUGUAUGUGAAAGCGGUGCCACCAGCGGAUCUGAAUCGGAACACGGAGUGGUUUAUGUACCCAGGAGUAUGGACUUCCUAUAUUCUAUUCCUCUUCUUCUCGUGGCUCCUUGUUCUCUCCAUCUUCGGUUGCUCUCCUGGCAUGGCUUGGACCAUCGUUAAUCUCUCCCACUUCCUUGUCACAUACCACUUCUUUCACUGGAAGAAAGGAACCCCAUUUGCUGAAGAUCAAGGGAUUUACAAUGGCUUGACUUGGUGGGAGCAGAUAGACAAUGGAAAGCAGCUUACUCGUAACAGAAAGUUUUUAACUGUUGUACCUGUUGUUCUGUACCUGAUAGCCUCGCAUACAACAGACUACCAACAUCCUAUGCUCUUUUUUAACACACUUGCAGUGAUUGUGCUUGUCGUUGCCAAGUUCCCCAACAUGCACAAAGUCCGGAUAUUUGGAAUCAACGCAGACACGUGAGUGGGCCUCCCCUUAAGAAUAAUUGGUUUUGCAGGCUAGAAAGCCACCACUCCUUCCCGUCUGUUAAAAUGGGUAUACCUUUGUAUAGGAGGAUAUUUUGAAGGUGUAAUGUUUUUUUCUGCUAAGUUUGCUGACUACAUUUACAAGCUCUCUUAGAUCAUGAAUGAAUAAUGAGUGUAUUUAUCUUUGUACAGUAGAGAAAUUUAAUGUAUGUGGAAUAUCAUUAUCCUCUUA